This is a messenger RNA of Purpureocillium takamizusanense, 2193 nucleotides long. RefSeq lists its product as uncharacterized. Lineage: Eukaryota; Fungi; Ascomycota; Sordariomycetes; Hypocreales; Ophiocordycipitaceae. Gene Ontology annotation, molecular function: DNA-binding transcription factor activity, RNA polymerase II-specific; zinc ion binding. The transcript is spliced from 6 exons. Gene Ontology annotation, biological process: regulation of DNA-templated transcription. The record is from RefSeq and is a predicted model, not a curated record. The coding region runs from base 186 to 2147 and encodes 653 amino acids.
CUGGUCACACGACAUAGGGCCAUAUUCUGUCGCCCAAUGUCAAGUUGACGUCAUCGUCCCAAAGGCGGAGGGAGACAUAAAUGAGACUCCCAGCGGGCCUGUUAGAUGACCAGUAACUGGCUGCCGGCGUGCUCCCAACCAAGGGGAUCCUCCGGGGAAACUGGACGCCAGCACAGCUACCAAGGAUGAGAGCGCAGCGUCACCACCCAGAGUCCAGCAGGCAACUUCUCCCGAAACCGCCGGGCGGGCCGGGGGGGACCCCGCCACGCGGCGAAGCUAUCCAGAGAUUCAAGCGCAGCCAAGUGAAGCUGGCAUGUGAUCGAUGCCGAAAGCGUAAGGCCAAGUGCGAUGGCCGUCGGCCAUCCUGCCGGUCGUGCCUUGCAGCCCACGCCGAAUGCGUGUACGCCGGACCAGGCGCGACCCUGAAGCAACGCCUGGCGGAGCUGGAGGGUGCAUAUGCAGAUGCAAAGAGAUCACUGGACGCCAUGGGAAAGUCUGCGGAAUGGAGGACUCUGGACCAUUCAAGGCGUGCCGGAGACUCGCAGGGAGUCGACGAUGUGUUCUCCCGAGCAGCCAGCGGCUUGGACGGGCGGCCAACCUCAGUCUCAGACGGCGAGCCAAGUCAGCGACUGCACCUACAAGAAGGAAGCCCCUCGACAACGUUUCUAACUUGGAGCGCCUUGGGGGAAUUCAGGCCCGUAUUGCCAUUGUCGCGGUGGACGGCGGUGACACGCGACGAAGGGGUUUUGAACCAUCUCUUCGCCUUGUUCUGGACCUGGGACCAUUCACUGGCCCGGAUCCUGCAUCGCGAGCUCCUGCUCGACAGCCUCACCGCAGAUCCAGAGGCUCCCGGUCACAUAGACACGUGCUUCUGUUCCCAGCUCCUGAUCAACUCGAUCCUCGCAAUCUCGACGAGCUGUUUUUAUAAGAGCGAUGGCCCGAGCAUGUUUGCGCUCCGCGGUAGUAGCUUCGCCGAUGAAGCAUUCCAGCUUCUUGCCAUCCAGCAGGAACCCAUCGAGGUGUCGCUGAUGCAAGGAGUGGCCAUCCUCUCCGUACACGAGAUGACGUUUGGCGACUUACCCCUGGGCACGAGUCUGUUUUUCGACAAGCUCAGCGCCCUCAAGUCGUCCUCGACGGUUUUUGAUGGGCCUGGAUGGCUCGGGUAUGAUCGUGGGAACCCAAAGGCGAGCAAGGUGGAGCAGGCAAUGGCGUCCAUUGCCAACGGGUUCCACUGCCUUGACGUGAGAAUGAGCUUGAUUGCGAACCGUCCAGCGACCGCGCUAGGUUUGUCCGGAACACCCCCGCCUCAAGAAGAGAGCGUCUCCCCGUUAUGGACCCCCUAUCCCGUCGCAGCGGAGCCGCAGCUAUUGUAUCAUAGCCAAGUCAGCGCGGCCGAGUACGAGCUCACGCAAAUGGCCUGUGAGUUUUUACCUGCCAUAGAGGAAAGUCGCUCGAGCGUGGUGCCCGACUAUUGCAGCUGCAAGGAGCUGUACGAUCGCUUCCUCGCGUGGAAGUCAUCCAGUCCAGACAUGCUCAGAUGUCAGACGAUUCAGGCCCCGAGCUGGACAAAUCUCCUAGUGUGGUUCGAGCUGGUGUGCCUAAAGCUCCUGGAGCCGUUUCUGGGCCUCUCGUUCUUGGGCUUCGACGGGGGUGAGUCGGCUCGUUCGCUCUCACGAUCGCACUGCGAAAACCUCAUCUCGCAUCUGUGGAACUAUCGCGCUUCGUUCGGGAUGCGGCUUGAGUGCUGGCUAGUGUACGCCUGCCAUGCCUCGGUCGCGAGCUUGCUGACCAACCUGCCGCUUCCGGGUCCUCACGAGGACCUUCUCUGUCGCGGAUGCGAGCUGCUGUUCGAGAUGGGACACUAUAUGCCCCGGGCAAACGACCUUCUCCUGGCUCUCCAGGACGAAGCCUCCCUUCGGAACAUCGAGAUACCGAACGCGUGUAAGCCGUACCUCGACGCAGGCGCGGCCUUGGCACGGCGCAUCAGCAUCAGAAACGUCACGCCUCUGUUGUUUACGCCCGCAAGCGAGGGGCUAGAGCUGCCAUCAUGUCAGGUCACUUUCGGGAGCCACAUAGAAAGACUGGAGGAGGAAGAUCUGGAUCAGCGCGACGGAGAGGGUCAGUAUGUUCGAAAUGAGCCCGAGUAAGAAUGCCUCUGCAAGCAGUCAAAGUGCAAAGGGAGGCAGACUAUGU